This is a messenger RNA of Bufo bufo (common toad), 7536 nucleotides long. RefSeq lists its product as uncharacterized. The record is from RefSeq and is a predicted model, not a curated record. Gene Ontology annotation, biological process: activation of GTPase activity; intracellular signal transduction. The transcript is spliced from 15 exons. Gene Ontology annotation, cellular component: nucleus; cytoplasm. Gene Ontology annotation, molecular function: guanyl-nucleotide exchange factor activity; protein binding. Bases 99 to 6935 code for a protein of 2278 amino acids. NCBI's taxonomy places the organism in Eukaryota, Metazoa, Chordata, Amphibia, Anura, Bufonidae.
UAACCGUUUUACACCGGCCAGUGAGGUGGACCAGAAAGGGUUACCUCCAGCAUGGCGGCGGCGUGGACCCUGGUGACCACUUAUCAGAUGGAGUGACAAUGCAAAGUACAGAUGAGCAAGGACCAGAGCAGGAAACCGUCAGCUGGCAGACAGCUGUGAAGUCUACGUGCAGAGGAACAGGAGAGACAGAAGGCAGAGGCCUCGGAUAUGAGACAGCCAUGGAGUCAGACUCUGAUUUACUGGAGAACUUGCGGCUGCCUACCUUGGAAAUGCUGAGUAAUAAAAUCAUAAAUCCUGGGACACAGGCCAGUCUGUCUCCCUGCCAUGAAGAACUGUGUCAAGGAUCACAUGACACAUCAUCGUCUAAUGAUGACACAGCAGAAAUACAUGUCGCCACCUCACCUGGUGAACUGGAGGCAUCUCCUGCUGUGGUGGAGACCACUCCCGAGGAGAGACCUCUAGACAGUGAAAUGAAACACCAUAAAGAGGAAAAUAAGACUCCCUUUGAGACAUCUAGUGAUGAUACGGAUGAAUGGGAGACCGCCAGCGAAAAGAGUGUUGCGCUAGAACCUGAGCCGUAUGAUAAAGAGAAGGUUGGAGAUGCUGAAUCCUGUGGUCAAGAGAAGCACAAUGAGGAUGCCGGACAUCAUGGUCAAAAAAAUAUCUUGGAGGACGCUGGGCUUCAUGAUCUGGAAAUAGUCGCUGAGGAUGCUGGGCAUCAUAGUCUGGAAAACAUCUUGGAGGACGCUGGGCUUCAUGGUCAGAAAACAGUCACUGAGGAUGCUGGUCUUCAUGGUCAGAAAACAGUCAGUGAGGACGCUGGUCUUCAUGGUCAGGAAGCGGUCAGUGAGGACGCUGGUCUUCAUGGUCAGGAAGCGGUCAGUGAGGACGCUGGUCUUCAUGGUCAGGAAGCGGUCAGUGAGGACGCUGGUCUUCAUGGUCAGGAAGCGGUCAGUGAGGACGCUGGUCUUCAUGGUCAGGAAGCGGUCAGUGAGGACGCUGGUCUUCAUGGUCAGGAAGCGGUCAGUGAGGACGCUGGUCUUCAUGGUCAGGAAGCGGUCAGUGAGGACGCUGGUCUUCAUGGUCAGGAAGCGGUCAGUGAGGACGCUGGUCUUCAUGGUCAGGAAGCGGUCAGUGAGGACGCUGGUCUUCAUGGUCAGGAAGCGGUCAGUGAGGACGCUGGUCUUCAUGGUCAGGAAGCGGUCAGUGAGGACGAUGGGCUUCAUGGUCAUGAAACAGUCAGUGAGGACGAUGGGCUUCAGGGUCAUGAAACAGUCAGUGAGGACGAUGAGCUUCAGGGUCAUGAAACAGUCAGUGAGGAAGAUGAGCUUCAGGGUCAUGAAACAGUCAGUGAGGAAGAUGAGCUUCAAGGUCAUGAAACAGUCAGUGAGGACGAUGAGCUUCAUGGUCAUGAAACGGUCAGUGAGGACGAUGGGCUUCAUAGUCAUGCCAUAGUGAGUGAGGAUGCUGGAAUUCAUGGUCAUGAGACAGAUAGUAAGGAUCCAGGGAUUCAUGGUCAUAAGGCAGUGAGUGAGAGCUCAGGUUUUCUUGGUCAGGAGAAACACAGAAAGAUUAAUGAGGCUCAACAGGAAGAAAUUGGGAAAGAUGCUGAAAUUCAUGGACUGGAAACAGUGAAUGAGGAUGCUAAACCUCAUGGUUAUGAGACAGUCAGUGAAGAUUCUGGAUCUCAUGGUUAUGAGAAAGUGAGUGAAGAUGCUGAACCUCAUGGUUAUGAGGCAGUUAGUGAAGAUGCUGGACCUCGUGGUUAUGAGGCAGUUAGUGAAGUUGCUGGACCUUGUGGUUAUGAGGCAGUCAGUGAAGUUGCUGGACCUCGUGGUUAUGAGGCAGUCAGUGAAGAUGCUGGACCUCGUGGUUAUGAGGCAGUCAGUGAAGAUGCUGGACCUCGUGGUUAUGAGGCAGUCAGUGAAGAUGCUGGACCUCAUGAUUAUGAGGCAGUCAGUGAAGAUGCUGGACCUCAUGAUUAUGAGGCAGUCAGUGAAGAUGCUGGACCUCAUGAUUAUGAGGCAGUCAGUGAAGAUGCUGGACCUCAUGAUUAUGAGGCAGUCAGUGAAGAUGCUGGACCUCAUGAUUAUGAGGCAGUCAGUGAAGAUGCUGAGCCUUAUGAUCAUGAGACAGUCAGUGAAGAUGCAGGGUCUUAUGAUCAUGAGACAGUCAGUGAAGACAUUAGGCAGUAUGAUCAUGAGACAGUCAGUGAAGACGCUGGGCAGUAUGAUCAUGAGACAGUCAGUGAGGAUGCAGGGCAGUAUGGUCAGAAGACACUUAGUCAUGAGAUGUUCAGUGAGGAUGCUGGUCCUCCUGGUCUGGAUACAGUAAUUGAGGAGGGUGAGCCUCAUGGUCAUGACGCAGUCAAUGAGGAGGCUGGAUCUCAUGGACAGGAGACAGACAGUGAGAAGGCUGGGGCUUAUGGUCAGGAUACAAUUAAUGAGCCGGCUGGUGAAGAGAUAGUCAUUGAGGAGGCUGGGCCUCAAGAACAGGAGACUGUAAAUGAGGUAGAUGAGCUUCAUGGUCCAAAGUCAGUCACUGAGGAGACUAUGCUUUUUGCUUUACAGAUAUCCAGUAAAGGGGCUGGCCCUUUUAGUCAUGGCAACAAGACGACAGAUAACAGGGAGGUCACACUUCAUAGUCAGGACACAUCUAAUGAUGAUAUAGAGUCUUAUGGUCAGGAGACUGUCAAUGAGGAGGCUAAGGCUUGUGAACAGGAGAUGGUCCAUGAGGAAACUGGGUCUUUUAUUCUUGAACCAGUCCAUGACUUGACUAGGUAUCCUCAUGAGGACACAGUCAGUGGGUUAGUAGCUGGUGACAUGACUAGGCCUCAUGGUCUUAAUGCAGAAGGAGAGCUACAGGGCAAUAAGACACUCUUUGGGAUUGACAGUGAGGAGUUUGAUGAAGACUGUAAGACUGCUGUUCCUGAGCAGGCACUGAAUGAUGAAACCACCGAUGAUAAAAAAGGGACCUUAAAUACAGAGCAACCAUACGAAAAUAGAUUGAUAAAAAGUGCAGAAAUACUAGAGACUGAUGAACUUGACCGCCAUGAGACAGUUUGUCAAGCAACACUCAAUGUCUGUGGCGAGAGAGAUUCUGAUGAGCCUUGCGAUAUCUACGUAGAAGCCAUCAAUGAAGAAGUCCUGAAUGUCUGUAAAGAGUCCUUUCAUGAAGAGACACAGUUUGUCUAUAUGGAGAAAGACCAUGAAGAAAAACAGGAUAUCUACAAAGGGAUGGAAGGUCAUGAGAUGCAAGGCAUCUAUAUUAAGGCUGUUGAAGAAAAUGCUUUACAGGGUAUACCUGACCCUGAGGAUACAGAAGCUGGAGAUGCCAGCAUGAUAGACAUGAAGGAAGUCGUGAGUGAGGACAGAAUCAUCACUAAACAGUCUAGUGAAGAAAGUGAAAUGGCCAAAAAACUAGUUCAGAUGAAAACUAAUGAGGGCUUUGUAGGAUCUUCAAGAGUCCUUGAUGAAAAUGCCCCCUUUGAAGAUGAGCAGGAUUAUUAUGUUUUUCAAACAGAGAUGGGAUUUAACAGAAGCAUCCAACUAACUGAGGAUCUAGAGCUCGCCUAUGUAGAAUUUGAGAGGCUUGAAGACAAGCUACAUAGUAUUAAGAAUCUAGUAGGGACUGGUGAAGGACUUUCUGAAGAUAAUCCUAAUGUAUUGGACCAAGACACAGUGCAUGAGCUGCAGUAUACACAAGUUACUACUGAUGACAAAUCAUAUAUGGACUGUACAAUGAGUAUCGAAACUCAACUGGAUGUUCAUAGUCCACGACUGAUGGAAGAGAAGAGGCAAGAUACUCAAAAUGAACCUUCUGAAAGUCUGUGGCUUGGAUACAACGCAGAGCUCAAUAUCCAAGAGGUGUCUUCUGAUGUCCAAGAAAUCAGUGAACCAUGUUUGCACCUAUCAGUAGUACAUGCAGAACAAACCAGUGACUCAAAAGAUGAUUCAAGCCUCCAGCAUCCGAGGUUAAGUGAUCCAGAACCGGUUCCAGAAGAGGAAAUGACCAUGUUGGACACUCAUGGUAAACUAAGUUUCUCACACGUGGAUCAUCAUGCUCAAGAAGUUCCUCCGGAUGAGCCUGACCACUAUAAACUAGAAUUUUUUCCUGUCCGAUUAAAGGACAUUGGGAUUUUAUCAGACGAUAUAGUCCGAUCUAGUUCAAAAAGUAAAGCUCAUGAAUUGUUACAAAAGAGUAUAGAGUCAAAAUGUAUAAACAGACAAGAAACCAUGCAAGAACCUUUCAGAGAGUCAUGCUACCAAGAAAGUACUUUGAGUGAUGUUCAUCCUGUGAUUGGCUCUGGCCAAGACUCAGUGACCUCUAGUUCAGAAACUGCAAAAACUACAGAUACAAAUUUGGAAAAUGUCAAACUCGUAAGAAGGCAGCGGAGUAACACAGAUCCUUGCUUGAUUCUUGACCAAGAAGAAAAGCCACAAGCCAGCUCCAGUACUGGAGGUUUAUCGAGGGGUCGAUUGAGAAGUCUGACUCCUCCUUGUGACAAAUUUACCUCUUCUUAUAGCCCUACUUCAGCUGAAAUUCUCACGCAAUCCACAACCUCUGUCUUGUUUCCAAUGCAGGAUCAAAACAAAACUAAACAUGGGACAACAGAUACAAGAUCAGCAAAGCAAAAUACGUUCUAUCCUACGCAAAUAUUUAACCCCAUGCUUCUGCUAAGUGAUAUGCAAGAAGAGUCUGGGUUCUACCAGAAAGAGAACUUUAAACAAGGCGACAUGGAUAAUACAAGUCAAGGGACCUUCCAGUCAGCACCUAUAGAUAAUCAGGUCCUUUUUCGCAACAAGAACACCAAAAACAUUGUUGUAGAAUCCAAAUAUUCCCUUAAAUCUACUGAGGGACCAUCUGAUACAAAACCAAUGAUGGCUCCAUCAGUGGCCCCUGUGUGGCUUCCUCCUCAACCCACUCGAUACGUAGGAAAUUCUGGUGGGGUAAGUGAAAUUAGAUCUAUGAAACCGUCAGAGAAUCCCCUGGUGAGACGGCCCACCAUAAGGCAUAAAAAGAGCAACGUUGGAGCUAAACCAACUGCUAAGAGGUUCAGUAACCCAAACCUUCCUGCCAUUCCUCAGAGAGAUUAUCCAACGGGACCAGGAAUAAGUCAGUUACCAAGGAUCCAACCAGUUAAUAUCAACAAAGUCCAAAUUUCCUCCAAAAAUAAACCUUUACCUCACCAGCAAACUAUUUCAGAAGAGUCUGAUCAAUCAAGAAGUUUACCUUCCAUGGAAACAGUAAGAGAGGAUGGAUAUCCCGCGGUGAAAGAGAAGACUUCCAAUAGUCCAGAGGCCGUACUACUGAGAGGGAGCCGCAGUAAGACCAAACCACCUUCCUCGGUUUCAAUACAAAGUAUCCACCGCCGUUACUCCACAUUCAUAAACUCUUCCAACCUUCUGUAUCAGGAGUACAGUGAUGUGGCUUUGAACCAGGAGAUCCAAAGACAGAAACCAGGUGACUCCCCAGCGGAGGACAGCCAGCCCAGCUCUCCAAGAGUCCGGAGGAGGAUCCUGUCAUCCCAGGACUCCUACCUGCAGCGUCUGUCCAUCUCCUCUGCUGACUCCCUGUGGCAGGACAUUCCGAAAAUCCGGGACAGUGUGACCUUCUUGUCAAUGACCCGAGAGGAGCAGAAGCUGCAGGAGGCUAAGUUUGAGCUCAUCAUGUCGGAGGCGCUGUACCUGCGCAGUCUGAACAUCGCUGUGGAUCAUUUCCAGAGAAGCGCAGAACUCCAGGAGGUGCUAAGUGCUCAGGAUCGACAGUGGCUCUUCUCCCGCCUGUCUGAGGUCCGGGACGCCAGCUCCGAUUUCCUCUUUGACCUGGAAGAAGAAUUUGAGAGCAACAUGUACAACUUCCAGGUGUGCGACGUGGUGAUCAGCCAUGAGCCCAACUUCCGCAGGGUCUACCUACCGUACGUCACCAAUCAGAGCUACCAGGAUCGGACCUUCCAAAGGCUGAUGAACGGUAACCCGCGUUUUCAGCAAGUUUUGGCCAAGUUGGAGAGUGACCCCGUAUGCCAACGACUGAGCCUGAAAUCGUUCCUCAUCCUUCCCUUCCAGAGAAUCACCCGGCUGCGGCUGCUCCUACAGAAUAUUCUGAAGCGUUCUGCUCCGGGGUCUACCAAGGAGCUGCAAGCCACAGAGGCCCACAAUGCGCUGGAGAAGCUGAUCAGAGACUGCAAUGAGAGCGUGCAGAGGAUGAAGGACACAGAGGAGCUGAUUCUGCUCAACCAGAAGAUUCAGUUUGAGUGUAAGAUCUUUCCCCUCAUCUCCCAGUCUCGGCGUCUUGUUAAACAUGGGGAUGUGACGUCUCUGGAGUUCAAUUCUAUGAGCUUCAAAUGGAAAGUCACCACUCGGCCUGUCUACCUGCAUCUCUUCAACGACUGUCUACUGCUGUCUCGCAUCAGAGAAGGAGGGCGUUUUGUCGUAUUCGAUCACGCAUCUGAGUUCCGCGUGGAACGAUGUGAAAUUAAACUCCACACCAACCAGAAGAACAUAUUCCGCGUCUUCCUCCGGGAUUCUGCUGCAAUGGGGCGGGAGUCCUCUCAGGACGGAAGAGAGACGGAGUUCAUCUUCAGGACCGAGACGCAGAGUCAGAAACUGAGAUGGAUUUCUGCAUUGUCUCCCCCCAAAGAAGAGACUGACUUCUGGGGGGAUCAUGGUCUCUGCCAGAUGCAAUGUUUAAAGUCCUAUAAAGCACGAGAAAACGAUGAAUUGUCCCUGGAGAAGGCUGAUAUUCUCAUGAUAACGCAGAACAGUGAUGAUGGAUGGCUACAUGGUAUCCGCCUCUCGGAUCAGCAUUCUGGUUGGUUCCCACAGCCUAAUGUUCAACCCAUAAGCCGGAACGCUUGUCUGCGUAACCUGCAAGAAGAACAAAGAUUGAAGACCGCCCGAGCCAAGCUGCAACCAGCUGGGGCCAAGGGGCAGUAACUGAGCAAUAUGUCCUCCUGUUGACUAACUCUGGUUCCCUCAAGCUUUCCUGCUCUUUGGCACUCUGUUGCCCCCCCCUCCCCAUGCCGAUUGAGUUCUUAGACUGGGACUACAUGGAGACUCAAAAUGCGCAUCAUCAGUCACACUGCAGUUGCAUCUAUAAUGUGUGUUACAUGAUAUAGGGGGCGCAAUACAAGACUGUGUGUUUAAGUGGCAGCAACACAAAUCUCAAGCUGGUUGCAGCCAGUGGUCCAUGCUGUCCGACCAUCUGCACCCAGAUCAAUCUGCCAUCUAGCCCAAGUGGGAAGCAUUUAAAGGGCCCUUUCCUAGCAGUUCACGAUUCAGUGUAAAUGUAAUAAAAAUAAUCUGAACGCUGGCGAUUUUCUCCUUCACACAAAAAGAGCUAUUUAUAUUUUUAAUUAUCAAACUUUCUGGGCGCCUUACGUAUUUAAAAAAAAAAUAAAAAAAUGAUUGCAAAGUCUGAGCACUUUCCCGGGUUGUCGACCUCUGUAAAUAAUUUUACAUUAAAUUUUAUAAAGCUGUGUGGACAUAUUUCUUCUGAGUAAAGUGAUCUCAACCUUGAGUUGAAGAGGGUCAGAAA